Merops nubicus (carmine bee-eater) is the source of this 2457-nucleotide messenger RNA. RefSeq names its product jade family PHD finger 3 (gene JADE3). Gene Ontology annotation, cellular component: histone acetyltransferase complex. Lineage: Eukaryota; Metazoa; Chordata; Aves; Coraciiformes; Meropidae. The transcript has 10 exons. Gene Ontology annotation, biological process: regulation of transcription by RNA polymerase II. The record is from RefSeq and is a predicted model, not a curated record. The coding region runs from base 1 to 2457 and encodes 818 amino acids.
AUGAAACGCCACAGGCAUCUAAGCACCAGUGACAGUUCAGACAAUGAGAGUCCUUCCACUUCCUUUUCUUCCUGUUCUAAAUACAGGAGCAAGUCAAAAACACCAGCAAAUGAACAGAAGAAACCUGCUGAGGUGUUCCGCAAGGAUCUCAUUAGUGCCAUGAAACUACCAGAUUCUCACCAUGUCAACCCUGAUGAAUAUUACAUCUUCGCAGACACGUGGAAACAAGAAUGGGAGAAAGGGGUUCAAGUUCCAGCCAGUCCAGAAACUAUUCCACAGCCUUCUCUCAGGGUUGUAGCAGAAAAGGUGAAAGAAGUACUGUAUACACGACCCAGGAAAUACAUCCACUGCUCCAGCCAAGAGCCCACAGAACCAGGCUACAUCAACAUCUUGGAACUCGCAGAAUCUGUGUGUCGCUAUGACUUGGAUGACAUGGACAUCUUUUGGCUUCAGGAGCUAAAUGAAGAGCUUACAGAAAUGGGAUGUGGGCCCCUGGAUGAAAACACAAUGGAAAAGACAAUUGAAGUGCUGGAGCGGCACUGCCAUGAGAACAUGAAUCACGCUAUUGAGACUGAAGAAGGAUUGGGUAUUGAAUAUGAUGAAGAUGUCAUCUGUGAUGUGUGCAGGUCCCCUGACAGUGAAGAUGGAAAUGACAUGGUGUUUUGUGACAAGUGUAAUAUCUGUGUCCAUCAGGCGUGCUAUGGAAUCUUAAAGGUACCCGAAGGGAGCUGGCUGUGUCGCACCUGUGUCCUGGGAAUACAUCCUCAGUGCCUCCUGUGUCCCAAAAGAGGAGGUGCCAUGAAAGCCACCAGGACAGGGACCAAGUGGGCACAUGUGAGCUGUGCUCUCUGGAUUCCAGAGGUUAGUAUUGCGUGCCCCGAAAGGAUGGAGCCAAUCACAAAGGUGUCUCACAUUCCACCAAGUCGAUGGGCUCUAGUCUGUAGUUUAUGCAAACUGAAAACUGGUGCUUGCAUUCAGUGUUCUGUGAAAAGCUGCAUCACUGCCUUUCAUGUCACCUGUGCCUUUGAGCAUAGCUUAGAGAUGAAGACGAUCCUGGAUGACGGGGAUGAGGUCAAGUUCAAGUCGUAUUGUCUAAAGCACAGCAAGAACAAACAGAAUUCGCUGCCGGAUGUGGAAGAGCACCCCAAGAGUGUGUCAGACCAGAAGCAAACGGAGAGCGAGAAAACCAGUUUGCGAGCCCAGAAGCUCCGAGAGCUGGAAGAGGAGUUUUACUCACUGGUUAAAGUGGAGGAUGUCGCAGGAGAACUGGGCCUUCCUAAACUUGCCGUAGACUUCAUCUACAAUUACUGGAAAUUAAAACGAAAAAGUAACUUUAACAAACCAUUGUUUCCUCCCAAGGAGGAUGAAGAAAAUGGCUUGGUGCAGCCAAAAGAAGAUAGCAUUCAUACUCGCAUGAGGAUGUUCAUGCAUUUGAGGCAAGACCUAGAGAGGGUAAGAAAUCUCUGCUACAUGGUAAGCAGGAGGGAGAAGCUGAAGUUGUCUCACAGUAAAGUACACGAACAGGUCUUCAAUUUGCAAGUCCAGCUCAUUAAUCAGGAAAUUGCUGCAGGCCAUACCCUGACAAGUGCACUAGAGAACACGCUGUUCUACCCACCUCCCAGGAUCACCCUGAAGUUAAAAAUGCCCAAAUCGGCCCUAGGAGAUUGCAAAAAUAACUCGCUGAAGCCUGGCAACAGAGCGCUUUCUCCUGACAGCAACAGCGCCGUUUACAGCAAGCGGAGCGUGUCGAUGGCAAAGGAAUCGUUUGAAAUUAGAGCAAAAUCCUACUCCAGGUACCAGCACGACGGCAGGAGUAACGGGCUGCUGGCAGGGAUCGGCAAGCCGCGGGGCGAGGCGAAGGACUGCGGCCCCACGCCGGAGUUUUACCGGGGCCAGCCCUCCGGGAAGCCCCUGGCGCUCCAGGCUGCCUUGCACGGACAGGCUGCCAUUGGGAACGGCCGGGUGCAGCAGGAGAACUCGAGGCUGGCGGCCAAGUCCAACGGUCUGAUGGGCAGGGCUGGAGACGUGAGCCAGAAAGACAGCUCCAGCCAGACGCCCUACGAACAGGAGUCCGUCCUCACGGCUCACUUGGCCAGCCAGAGCGGUUUCAGAAAAUCCACCAUAGAACAUUUUAGCCGGUCCUUUAAAGAGGCCACCAACAGUCUGGUGAGGACCACGGAAGAUCUCCGGUGCUGUGAAAAGCCAACGAGAAGACUCGCGACCAAAGAUCGCUUAUGGAGCAAGCAGACGCUUGAAGGGGCUCCCUACCAGGACAACGACGGGUACUGUCCUGACUUGGAGCUGAGUGACUCUGAAGCAGAGAGUGAUGAAAACAAAGAGCAAGUGAGGUUAAGACGAAGUAGCUCAGAGAGAGAAAGCCCUAGCAAGGACUUUGGAAGAGAUUGUCACAGUAGAAACAAAAAGAAUAUGAUUUCUCACGGUUCGGUACAGAGGUGA